This is a messenger RNA of Micropterus salmoides (largemouth bass), 3629 nucleotides long. RefSeq lists its product as uncharacterized. The record is from RefSeq and is a predicted model, not a curated record. Gene Ontology annotation, molecular function: protein binding; GTP binding. Lineage: Eukaryota; Metazoa; Chordata; Actinopteri; Centrarchiformes; Centrarchidae. Bases 192 to 3602 code for a protein of 1136 amino acids. The transcript has 4 exons.
CAGUGGAGACAAGUCUCUCUGUUUGUCUCUGAAGAAAAUUUAAACUGAAUCAGGUUUUUCUCAACAAAACAUCAGAAUCUCUGACAAACACUGGAGAGCUUCGACAUCGCAUUUCCUCAACUGAAGCCUCUCUGUUUGUCUCUGAAGAAAAAUCCAUCAGACUCUCUGACAAACACUGUUCAGACUGAGCGAUGGACUCUGAAGCCAGCGGGACGAUGGAGGUGGCGGCACUCGGCCGGCCUUUCAGCCUCGGGAUGUUGUACGACUGCCGCAAAGACUCACUCGUUCCUGGCAUUACGCUGUGGGACCGCAAUGACCUGGAAAAAGAUAAAGGAGAAAGACCAAAACCGAACACUGACUUUGAGAUCGUUGCAUCUGAAUCAAUUGAGGACAAAUCUUCAGCUCUAAACAUUGAAGCUUCCCUGAAGACAAGUUUCUUGAGUGGACUGGUUGAGGUUGAUGGAUCGGCCAAAUACCUGAACGACAGUAAGAUUUCCAAAAAUCAGGCCAGAGUAACUCUGAAGUACAAGGCUACCACAAAGUUCCAGGAACUGUCGAUGGAUCACCUUGGAAGAGACAAUAUGAAGCAUUCAUAUGUCUUUGAUAAAGGAUUAGCAACACAUGUAGUCACAGCCAUUCUUUAUGGGGCACAAGCCUUCUUUGUCUUUGACCAUGAGGUGUCUAAAAAAGAAGAUCAUCAAGACAUUGAGGGGAACUUGAAAGUUAUGAUCAAGAAGAUUCCCAGCCUUGCUAUAGAGGGUGAAGGUUCCCUAAAACUGAAAGACAAGGACAGAGCAAAUGUUGAGAAAUUCUCCUGCAGAUUCUUUGGAGACUUUGCUCUUGAAAAAAGUCCUGUGUCCUUUCAGGAUGCAGUAGAAGUCUACCAAAGCCUGCCAAGAUUACUGGGAGCCAACGGAGAAAAGGCUGUACCGAUGAAAGUCUGGCUGUUGCCACUGACAAGUUUAGAUUCUUCUGCUGCAAAACUGGUCCGUCAGAUAAGUUUAGGAUUAGUUCAGGAAUCACAGAGAGUCCUGGAGGACUUCAGUGAGCUGGAAAUGAGGUGCAAUGACACAAUGAGAACCACCACCGCACAGCAGUUCCCACAGAUUGGCAAAAAGAUUAAAAGCUUUAAAGAGAUGUGCUCUGAGUUCAAACUGGGAUUCCAACAAAACUUGGCAAAGAAACUUCCAGCAAUCCGAGGAGGAGGAGGAGAAGAGGAGGCUGUGCUCGCAGAGAUCCUGAAGAAGAGACAUUCUUCUCCUUUCAACACCAAAGACCUGAAUGAGUGGAUGGACUGUAAAGAGAGAGAAGUCUACACCUUAAUGUCUUUAACCAACAUGAUGAAAAACACCACAAUCAUCACGUCUCAAACACACCUGUACAGGGAAACCCUCAGUGCAGAGCAUGCUGUGUGUUUUGUUUUCACCUCCCUGGGAAGUGCUGAACCGUACCUCUCAGCUUUAUCUAACUACAUAAAACAAACACCCGAAGCAGACGACCCUCAAGAUGUAGAGAAGGAACAAUGGUUCACCUCAAAAGAAAUAACAGAUGCAAUGAGGAAUAAAGCAAAGCUCUUCAGUGACUUUGCAGAGGCCAACAAGGAGAACAAGAACAUAAAGUUCCUGACAGUGGGAUUAACAAAUGAGACACAGAAAGGUUCAAGCAUCUACCUUCAUGAAGGCGGCUUUUCUGUCAAUAAGAACUUUGAGCCGCCUUCAAAGCCUGAAACAGUAACAGCAAGUGACAUAAAGCACAACAGUGUGACACUGAAGAUUUCUGCGCCCAGAUUUGGAGCAGAGAACAUCACCUCCUACUCUAUAGAGUACUGUGUCAGAGGAGAGGAUGGAUGGCAACAAGAGACAGCAUCAAAAGCUGGAGAAGUGACAGUGAGCCAUCUGAGUCCUAACACAGAGUAUAUGUUCAGAUGCAGAGCAGUGACCUCAGCAGGUUUUGGGCCGGCCAAUGAAGCCAGUGGUUCCAUUAAAACCUUACCUACUACUAAAACCUGCUCAAGUCUUUCUGAUUCUGUUAAAGAAAAAAGCACAUUGUUAGAACCCCAGACCGGUCCUGUCCCUGUUUAUAAAAUCCCCCUGAAAGAUGAACGAAUCAGUGCCCCUGGCUGCAGGAGUUUCAGUUUUGGGAAAAAGUCCACUAAACCUAAUCGCACCAUCAUGCUUCUGGGAGCAACUGGAGCUGGGAAGUCAACUCUCAUCAAUGGGAUGAUCAAUUACAUUCUAGGUGUCGAAUGGGAGGAUUCAUAUCGGUUUAAGUUAAUUGAUGAGGGUCAGUCGAGAUCACAGGCUGAAAGCCAGACUUCUGAAGUCACUGUGUACAAAAUCAACCACCAGGAGGGUUUUAAAACAGAAUACUCUCUGACCAUUGUUGACACUCCAGAGUUUGGAGAUACAAGAGGCUUAAUAAGAGACAGACAGAUCACAGAACAAUUGUGUAAUCUCUUCUCUGCUGAGCUUGGUGUCAGUGAAAUUGACGCUGUGUGUUUUGUAGCUCAGGCUUCUUUAGCUCGACUCACGCCAACACAGAAAUAUGUGUUUGACUCCAUACUCUCAAUCUUUGGCAAAGAUGUGGCAGAAAACAUCAGGGUUCUGGUGACAUUUGCAGACGGCCAGCGUCCACCAGUUCUAGAGGCAAUCAAUGCUUCAGGUGUCCCAUGUCCUAAAACAAAAGACGGGCUGCCAGUUCACUUCAAAUUCAAUAACUCAGCUUUGUUUGCAGACAACAAGUCAUCUGCAGCAGGCAGCAUGAGUGGGGAUGAUGAGGAUGAAGAUGGAGGCUUUGAUCAGAUGUGCUGGAACAUGGGGACAAAAAGCAUGAAGAGGUUCUUUGCUGCUUUGAAUCUCACAGAAACUAAAAGCUUGACUAUGAUGAAGAAGGUUCUCAGAGAAAGAAAGCAGCUCGAGAAUUCAGUUGAAAACUUGCAGGAGCAGGUUAAAGUUCAGUUAGCCACGCUUCAGGAGAUCAAAGACACAACUGAAAAACUGAAAGAGAAUGAGGCAGAGAUCAGCAGAAAUGAGCACUUUAAGUUUAAAAUCAUUUUCACUAAACCUGUUCAACUGGAUAUUCUUGGUACUGGAGAUUACUUCAUGAACUGUCAGCAGUGUGAUGUCACCUGUCACUAUGCCUCUGCAACACCCAACGAUGCAGAUAAAAUACGCUGCUUGGAAAUGGGAUCAGAUGGAUACUGUAAUCAGUGUCCAGGCAAAUGUUUCUGGAGUGUACAUUUUAUUCAGAAGUACAGAUGGGAGUAUCAGGAAGUACAAGAAAAACGAACAGUGAAAGAGCUGAGAGAAAAGUACCUGAAAGCCUCAGAGGCUAAGGCACCUGUUCAGGUAUUGAUUGAUAAACUGAAGGCUGAAUAUGAUCAUGUGCAGACUAGCGUGGUGAACCUGAUGAAGUGGUCUUUUGAGUGUUUAAACAGACUUAAAGAGAUAGAACUGAAGGCAAAUCCUCUCUCAGCUCCAGAGUACAUUGACAUGCUGAUUGAGGGAGAGAAAUCUGAGGCCAAGCCAGGCUGGAAGAAACGAGUUCAGUCCCUGUUAACUUGGAGAGAACAAGCUGAGAUCAUAGCUACUAUAUACACAUGAGAGAAUCUGUUCUGUCCAUAUUGAUCA